AUGUAUGAAGUGAAAGAGUUGGAAGAAUUUGUAGCAAUGGAGAUGGAAAAGAUGAUAAAUGUUGACGUAUGGGAUGAAAUUCUUCAGAUUGCUUGGAGAACUGAAAAUAUAAGGCUGAAGGCAAAUGUGUUAA
Molecule: messenger RNA, 133 nt
Organism: Racocetra fulgida
Lineage: Eukaryota; Fungi; Glomeromycota; Glomeromycetes; Diversisporales; Gigasporaceae
Source: the annotation of a GenBank genome assembly